Molecule: messenger RNA, 1704 nt
Organism: Drepanopeziza brunnea f. sp. 'multigermtubi' MB_m1
Lineage: Eukaryota; Fungi; Ascomycota; Leotiomycetes; Helotiales; Drepanopezizaceae
Source: RefSeq, a predicted model, not a curated record
AUGUCUCCUCCUUCGGACAUGACUAUUCGUUUCUGCGAGACCCAGAAUACAUGUUUGUCGGAGUGGACAACAAAAAAACGAUCCGAGAAGACGGCGAAUAAUAAAGCAAAGCCAACUGUACACCCUGUCGAAGUCAACCAUGGCCCAACACCCCGUCUGGAUGACUUUGGUAGACCGCUGGUGCCAUCCCAUACGGACGAUCCGCUAGAUCCCCUCAACUGGACCAAACUCCAGAAACGGACAGUACUCGCAGUUGCCUGCUCGGCAUACUUUGCGUCCACCUACCUGAUAACGAUCGCCUCAGACCCAUCACUAUUUCUCAGCAACCACUUCCAAGCAUCAGAAAGCCAGCUGCACUGGAUCUCAAGAAUCCCAUCCUUGGGGCUUGCAAUCAGUCCUUUACUAGCCCCAGUACCCGCAAGCAGAUAUGGCCGAAGGGUUGUCAUGGUAUCUGGUACAGCCAUCGCCUUGUUGGCAAGUGGGUGUACCUCAUUGGUUUCGGCCAAUGGCAUUAGUUUGAGCGGCUAUCUUGCAGCUCGCUUCUUCCAGGGGUUUGGUAUGGGACCAGCAGCCAACGUCGGCUUGGCCAUUGUGAAUGAUCUGACCUGGGAGCAUGAACGUGGGUUCCGAGUCGGGGUGUGGGCUUUGGCAGGGAAUCAAGGACUGUUGGUCGGGCAAUUAGUCGGCAGUCUCCUCAACACCGUUGAACAUAAAUGGCUACCGUAUCAUCUGACCAUGAUCUUCGGCGUCCUCCUCAUCCUCGAGAUCGCCUUGCUCCCUGAGACGCUCUAUCCACGGGCCAAUGUGGCGUCCAGUGAGCAGAAUAGUGCCCCUGGCGGUACAAGCAGCAGCGAACCGGUCGAAGCUGUGAAGCGAACUAGACAACUUCCAUUCCUCAACUUCGCUAGCGUACCUGGGAUCGAUCAUCCAAACCCACGCUCCGCCAUUACACAAGUCUUCAAGACGUGGACAUCUCCAGCUUUGGCAAUGAGCGUUGGCGCCUUUGUGUUCUUCCAGUACUGGUGGGUGUUCGCCGUCCUAAGAGCUCAAACAGUCGCCUAUGGAGACUUCCAGCCUCGAAUCCGUGGCCUGCUCGUGCUAGGCCUGGUCUUCGGCGCACUACUAGCAGAAUGGGUCUUCUCCGGUCGGGCCAGUGAUGCCGUCGUUCGUCGACUUACCCGGAUAUACGAAGGCUCUCGCCAUCACGGAAUGAGACUCUGGCUAGGCUAUCCAGCAGCCGUCUUUUCUUCCAUCGGUCUCGUUGUAUGGGGCUUCUCGGCUGCCGAGAGUUGGCACUGGAUGGCGGGCCAGUGUGGCAUAUUUCUCUGUAAGUUCCCUGUGAGCACUGGUAGGAUCAUGAUGUUUGAAAUGAGCUUACUCAUGUUCGUAUUUUUCGGGUUUUCAGACGCAGCAGGCUUGCAAAUCGGCACCGCCACGCUCGCUGCCUACCUCGUCGACGGCUGCAAAGACCAUGCAGUAUCCGCAAUAGCCUUUUACGCCUUUUUCGUAAAUGCAAGUUCCCACCCAUUCCCCAUUCCCCAACUGCAAAUGCCCGGACCGCCAUCGUACCUCCUACUCACACAGCAACAGGUCUCCGCAUUCGUUAGUCCCUGGUUUGUCUACGCCUGGAUUGAAAAGUCAGACUCUUGGGUGGCCGCUAAGCUAGACCCCAUCAUCGCGUUGAGCAAGAGUCUGAAGGGUUGA